UACCAAAGGUGAUUUUUAAUUGUUAAUUAACAUGAUGCUUGAGUUGUCAUUGUUGUUCUGCCACUGGGUGAUCCCUAUAAAAACGCCAUCUUGCGCCACUUCUCAGCCAAAGUGCAUGCUUUCUCCGAGCCUUGGAUGAAAAAAAUUCUCCAGGAUUAGCAGUUCCCUCACCACAAUGCUGUCCUACCGCUGGAUCCUGCUACUCUCAGUCGUCGUAGUUGUCGCCGUUGCUGCGGAGCUCCCGCUUGCGUCAACCACCUUCAAAACCUUGACGGGUAAUGCUCCUCUUGUUAUUGCUAGAGGUGGCUUUUCAGGAUUGUUUCCUGAUUCCAGCCAAUUCGCCUUUGGUUUUGCCUUGUCUGCUACCUCGACUGACACAAGCUUGUGGUGCGAUGUGCAACUGACGAAAGACGGUGUUGGCUUUUGCCUCCGAGAUUUACUUAUGCAGAAUGGCACCACUAUCAGCCAAGUUUAUCCAGGGGGGAAGCAGACAUACAGAAUCAAUGGAGUGCCGAAAACCGGAUGGUUCCCUGUGGACUAUAACAUGUCUUUGCUGACAAAUGUUUUUUUAACACAGGCACUUUUUUCUCGUACCGACAAAUUUGAUUUCUGCAACUUCCGCAUCUUUUCUGUCACCGGCUUCAUGUCCUCGAUCGAGCCAUCAUCUCUUUGGUUGAAUGUUGAGCAUGAUGUUUUCUACACAGAGCAUGGUUUGAACAUGACAAAUUACAUUCUUUCAGUACAGAAGCUUGGCUUUGUGAAGUACAUCUCAUCACCUGAACUAGGUUUCCUGGAAACUCUAUCAGGAGGCAUUGAUCAUAAAGUGAAGCUAGUAUUCCGCUUUCUUGAUAAAGCUGUUUCCGAUCUUUCUACAAACAAAACAUAUGACUCUAUGCUGAGUGACCUGGCAUUUAUUAAGACAAUUGCUUCUGGUAUAAUGGUUCCCAAAAGCUAUAUCUGGCCAGUGACGAGUGAUAACUAUAUUCAGCUUCCCACACAGAUUGUCAAAGAUGCGCACGAUGCAGGUUUAGAAAUAUAUGCGUCUGAUUUUUCAAACGAUGGAAUUUUUCCCUAUAACUACAGUUAUGAUCCUUUGGAGGAAUAUCUGUCAUUUGUCAGCAAUGGUGGCUUCUCUGUUGAUGGUGUAUUAACGGAUCACCCACUUACUGCAUCAGAGGCUAUUGGCUGUUUCACUAAUUUGAACACAAGCAGGAAAACAGAUCAUGGGAAUAUAUUAAUUAUCUCACAUAAUGGUGCUAGUGGAGAUUACCCGGACUGUACGGAUCUUGCUUAUGAGAAGGCAGUUGGAGAUGGUGCAGAUGUCAUUGACUGUUCCAUCGAAAUGACCAAAGAUGGAAUUCCUAUAUGCAUGAGUUCCAUUAACCUGUAUGAUAGUACAGAUGUUCAGAACUCGAAGUUUAGCUCACUUGCUUCUGUCGUUCCAGAAAUUCAGACUAAACCGGGAAUAUUCACGUUUAACCUCACUUGGGAAGAAAUUAGCACUUUGAGACCGAAAAUAACCCACCCAUAUCAUGAUUUUGUAAGGAACCCAAGGUACGCAAAUCAAGGAAAGUUUUUCAAGUUAUCCGACUUUUUGACAUAUGCAAAGGACAAGGAUUUAUCCGGCAUCAUGAUCAUCAUGAAGAAUGCUGCAUUUAUGGCAAAAUCAUUAGGAUUUGAUGUCGUUGAUCUUGUAACAACUGCGUUGAGUAAUGCUGGCUAUGACAACAUGGACCCAACUACCAAGAACAACAAGGAGAUUAUGAUUCAGUCUAAAGACAGUGCUGUUCUCGUCAAACUGAAGCAGAGGUUAACACAAUGCAAGCUUGUCUACUCGCUCCCGUUAAAAGUUGGGGACGUUUCUGAUUCCUGCGUAGCAGAUAUCAAGAAGUUUGCAGAUGCUGUUAUUGUUGACAGGGAAUCUGUUUUUGCCGAGAGCAAAGGUUUUAUUAUUAGGAAAAGCAAGGUUGUGGAAGAUGUGCAGUCUGCAGGGUUAGCUGUGUAUGUGGAGGUAUUCCGCAAUGAGUAUGUAUCACCACCGGUGGAUUUCUUCGCAGAUGGAACAGUGGAGAUCAACAACUAUGUUCAGUUGGUUCAUGUUGAUGGCUUCAUAACUGACUUCCCCAAGACUGUUAGAAGAUACAAAAUGAAUACUUGUACACGCCAAGGAGAUGGUACGUCUACAUCCAUGAAGCAAGUGCCAAUUGGCGACCUGGCGCAGCUACUCGAUGCGGAGUGCAGUACUGGUGGCAUGCUGCCAGCUCUGGCACCAAUGCCGGUGCUCAACUCAUCGGACGUCAUUGAGCCACCUCUCCCUGCUGCCGAGCCCAAGAGUGCAGCAGGUAGCUCUGCCACCAAUGCUUGUGUUGUAGGAGUACUUGCUCCUCCUCCCCUCUUCAGCAGCAGCAGGGAGUACGUUCUUCUGGCCACGCUGCUGCUACUCCAGAUGCUGUAAGCUAGCGCCGCCAUUUUUUGCUGGCAUCUGUGCUCAUCUGAGCUAUCCUAGCCGAUGGACGUCAAUUAAGGCUGAAAUAUUUUCCAUUCCAUUAACGAUGGACGGUGUGACGCUACAAUAAUGUAUAACUUGGCUUUAUAAUAUUAAUGGUGCUUAAUUUUUAUCUA
Messenger RNA from Oryza sativa Japonica Group (Japanese rice), 2622 nucleotides. Its product is annotated as glycerophosphodiester phosphodiesterase GDPDL4. Gene Ontology annotation, biological process: lipid metabolic process. Lineage: Eukaryota; Viridiplantae; Streptophyta; Magnoliopsida; Poales; Poaceae. The record is from RefSeq and is a predicted model, not a curated record. Gene Ontology annotation, molecular function: glycerophosphodiester phosphodiesterase activity.